AUGGAUGUGAGCAAUCUCAAGGCAGGUAGUGUAUGUGGUGGGUCGGGCACCCGAGGGAAAACGGACUGGCUCCUCUCUCAGCAGAAUUCCACAAAGAAGUCAGGGGAAGACUAUUUCGCUUGCAAAUCCCAACCUGUAUCAAGAGAAGCCACAGAGAAACAGCAAGCUUCUGGUGAACCAAAGUUACCAAGACCCUCAGUGAACGGGACCAAACAAAAAAGAUCUAUGAAAGAAGACAAAGAAAAGACAGCACAAGACAAUGCAAGAGUAAGAAUUCGGAAGAAAAUCCCUAUUCCUCCAUUACCUUCCACGCUGCCACCAGUCAACUUGCUUCAUAGAGACGUGGUGCGGGCCUGGUGCCAACAACUGAAGCUGAGCACCAAAGGCCAGAAAUUAGAUGCAUAUAGGCGGCUGUGUGAAUAUGCUUACCCGAAUCAAAUGAAGAACAUUCCCCUCACUGCAAAGGAGGCCAAGAUUCUCACACCAUCACAAAAAAGGUCAAAGAUGGACAAGGGAGAAAUGUUUCUGGAAAAUUCUAAGAAAAAGAGCUCUUCUCAUGGAACCCACCCUCCUGAAGUGGCUACUCCCCCUGAGGGUGGGAUGCAGGCCCUCGUUGGGUCUGAUCCUCUUCCAGAAGGAGUCGAAACGGUGGUUGUGACAACUUCAGCCCCGGAUGCUGUGUUUGCCUCCUGGUCCAGAAUUGCAUCCACGGCUGGGAAGAUGGAGACAGUGGAAUCAACACAAGAUGCCUAUGGUGUCCGGUGGUGUGUGGUCCAUGGGAAAAGUCUGCCUGCAGACACAGAGGGUUGGGUUCGCCUACAGUUUCAUGCAGGGCAAGCCUGGGUGCCUGAAAAACAGGGGAGAGUGUGUGCCCUCUUUCUGCUACCUGCCUGUAAUUUUCCACCCCCACACCUGGAAGAUAAUAUGCUGUGCCCCAAAUGUGUUCGGAGGAAUAAGGUGUUAAUGAAAAGCCUCCAAUGAGAUCACGAUACCAGAAAAAGGGGUACGACUGUGAUUAUAAUUGAUGGUAGGAAGGAAACUACCAUCAACUCAGUGGUGCCACUGACAGCUGGACUGGAAACCACUCCACCCUCCACGCUUCCUGCUGACAGGACA
This is a messenger RNA of Prionailurus viverrinus (fishing cat), 1116 nucleotides long. RefSeq names its product developmental pluripotency associated 4 (gene DPPA4). Gene Ontology annotation, molecular function: chromatin binding. The record is from RefSeq and is a predicted model, not a curated record. Bases 1 to 981 code for a protein of 326 amino acids. Lineage: Eukaryota; Metazoa; Chordata; Mammalia; Carnivora; Felidae. Gene Ontology annotation, biological process: system development. Gene Ontology annotation, cellular component: nucleus. The transcript has 6 exons.